AUUGUGGACAUGAAGAAAGCCAUCGGGUGGACAAACAGAAGCCAGGCUGGGGAUAUCAUGAGCCGACCCCACUCCAUCAUGCAGAUGACAGCGUGCGCGUUGUUUACGCUCAUCAUUCUCCCUGUCAGCACCUCGUCGGAGGCUGAGUCCUGCCCUGCAGUCUGCGAGUGCUCUGAGUGGAAGACUCGUACAAUCUCCUGCUUUGACAUUGACAUGCUCCCCAGGUUUCCAGCGAGCACGGAGACACUGUGGCUUUUUGAGACCAGCCUGUCAUCUGUGCCAGCUGAGGCCUUUGCCAACAUGGUCAACAUCUCAAGGAUAUACAUAUCGGUCGACAUGACAUUGCAGAGGCUGGAGAGGCACUCAUUCAGCAGCCUGAGGAAAAUCAUCCAUAUAGAGAUACGCAAUGCAAAGAGUCUGACCUACGUUGACCCAGAAGCCUUUAAGAAUCUCCCAAACCUCAAAUACUUGGGAAUUUUCAACACUGGUCUCACUUCUUUCCCUGACUUGAGCAACAUCCACUCUAAUGAUAUGAACUUCAUACUGGAAAUUGUGGAUCAUCCUUACAUCACAGAGAUCCCGGCCAACUCAUUCCGUGGUAUCACCAGCGAUGUGCUGACAGUGAUGCUCUAUGGAAAUGGCUUCAGAGAAAUUCAACAUCACGCCUUCAAUGGGACCAAGCUAGAUCAAGUUGACCUUCACAGGAAUAAGCAUUUGACCAAGAUGGAUGAAAGGGCCUUUGCAGGCACCAUCAGAGGCCCCGUGCUCCUUGACGUGUCCCUGACAGGGAUUAGUUCACUGCCAACCACAGGCAUGGAGUCACUUCGGGAGCUGAAGGCACGAAAUACUUGGGCUCUCAAGAAACUUCCCCCCAUCAAAACCUUCAAACACCUCUCCACGGCCAACCUCACCUACCCCAGCCACUGCUGCGGCUUCAAAAACCUCAGAAAGAAACGAGGCUUCUUGGAGUAUAUCAUCUGUAACCUGACUGCUUUUUAUGACCAGCAUCACAAGCGCUCUGUGGGGCCCCUCCGCAUGCCGUCUCUCCAAGGGGACAGCGUGGUGGAAACAGUCCCAGACCAAGAGCCAAAUGACAGAGGUCAAUUUCAUGGUAGCUUCCACUACCGUGCCUACUUUGGGGGCCAGCCAGAUGAGGAUGUGGGUUUUGGAGAGACCCUCAAGAACCCCCAGGAGGACACCAGCCAAGAGUUUGACAGUCAUUAUGAUUAUGUGGUGUGUGAGGAGGGAGAGGAGGUGGCGUGUGCACCAGUGCCCGAUGAGUUCAAUCCUUGUGAGGACAUAAUGGGUUUUGGCUUCCUGCGAGUGUCUGUGUGGUUUGUGAGUCUGCUGGCCGUUCUAGGCAACAUGGUGGUGCUCCUGGUGCUGCUCACCAGCCACUACAAGCUCUCGGUCUCCCGCUUCCUCAUGUGUCACCUGGCCUUUGCAGAUCUGUGCAUGGGGAUUUAUCUGCUGCUUAUUGCCUCUGUAGACCUCCACACGCGAUCUGAGUAUUUCAACCACGCCAUAGACUGGCAAACGGGGCCUGGUUGUGGACUUGCGGGGUUUUUUACGGUCUUUGCCAGCGAACUGUCUGUCUACACCUUGACAGUGAUCACCCUUGAGAGGUGGUAUGCUAUUACCUUUGCUAUGCAGCUGGACCGUAAGCUGUGCCUGCACCAUGCAGCAGCUGUCAUGCUAGGUGGCUGGAUCUUCUGCCUCAUCCUGGCACUGCUUCCAUUGUUUGGGGUGAGCAGUUACCAGAAGGUCAGCAUCUGUCUCCCAAUGGACACCCAGUCUACAGUGGCGCAGGUCUACAUCUUGUCAGUGCUGGUCCUCAACAUCCUGGCAUUUCUUGUUAUCUGUGCUUGCUACUCUAAAAUCUACUGCACAGUACGAAACCCUCACUACCUCUCUGGAUCUAAGGAUGCCAACAUCGCCAAACGCAUGGCCAUCCUCAUCUUUACUGACUUCUUGUGUAUGGCACCAAUCUCCUUCUACGCCAUGUCAGCUGUGCUGGAUCAGCCGCUCAUCACUGUCUCUAAAUCCAAGAUUCUAUUGGUGCUGUUUUACCCGCUCAAUUCCUGUGCCAACCCAUUUCUCUACGCCAUUUUCACCAAGGCCUUCAUGGGAGACAUAUUCAUCCUGCUCAGUAAGGUGGGCCUAUGUCAACAGCGGGCACAGUUGUUCAGAGGCCAGACAGUCUCAUCAAAGGGCAGCAGUGGGACAUCUCAGGGCCGUAGAGAUAAGUUUAGGAAAAGAGGAAGUGGAGGCCAGAAGGAGAUGCCUAUCCACCUGAAGAUGUGCUCUGGACAUAUGUGCCAGCAAGCACUCAGCCAGCAGAUGAGCCCCGAAGAGCAUCAGAGUCUGGACAUGUGAGUCAAACACCAGCUUUAAGUAGCAAAGAAAGAUCAAUUCUGCUGGAGGACAAGAGGCUUUGAAGUGCUUAUAGACAGAGCUGUGUAGACAUUUAUCAGAAAG
This is a messenger RNA of Monopterus albus (swamp eel), 2478 nucleotides long. RefSeq names its product thyroid stimulating hormone receptor (gene tshr). Gene Ontology annotation, cellular component: plasma membrane. Bases 10 to 2376 code for a protein of 788 amino acids. Gene Ontology annotation, biological process: hormone-mediated signaling pathway; activation of adenylate cyclase activity; adenylate cyclase-activating G protein-coupled receptor signaling pathway. The transcript has 10 exons. NCBI's taxonomy places the organism in Eukaryota, Metazoa, Chordata, Actinopteri, Synbranchiformes, Synbranchidae. The record is from RefSeq and is a predicted model, not a curated record. Gene Ontology annotation, molecular function: thyroid-stimulating hormone receptor activity; G protein-coupled peptide receptor activity.